Molecule: messenger RNA, 1599 nt
Organism: Grosmannia clavigera kw1407
Lineage: Eukaryota; Fungi; Ascomycota; Sordariomycetes; Ophiostomatales; Ophiostomataceae
Product: major facilitator superfamily transporter multidrug resistance
Exons: 6
Coding region: 1-1599 (532 amino acids)
Biological process (GO): transmembrane transport
Molecular function (GO): transmembrane transporter activity
Source: RefSeq, a predicted model, not a curated record
AUGGCAGAAAACAGGACAUCCAUCGGAACGGGCGGUGGUUGGAGCAGGCCCAGCACGGGCUCAGCAGCCAGCAUCGACAGCAACGGGCCUGUCGCUGGCGAGACGGUCGAGCGGCCGGCUCCGGUGUCGGACAUGAUGCCGUCCGAGACCAAGGAGACGGCCGUGGUGGUCGAGACGGAGCCGGUGCCGGCGCCACCCUACAGCAUCUACAACGGACGCGAGAAAUGGUUCCUCGUGGCCAUGGUCGCAGUGGCCGGCUUCUACAGCCCGCUGCCGGCCAACAUCUACUUCCCAGCCAUCCCGCAGAUGGCCAAGGCCUUCCACAAGAGCACCAGCGCGCUCAACCAGACUGUCACGGCUUACCUGGUCAUGCAGGGACUCUCCCCCAUGUUGUGGGGCCCCCUGUCCGACCGCUUCGGUCGCCGUCCCGUCCUGAUGGGCUGCAUGGUCGUCCUGCUCGGCUCCUGCAUCGGCCUGGCCCUCUGUCCCGUCAGCGCCUUCUGGCUGCUCAUCCUCUUGCGCUGCGUCCAGGCUGCCGGCUGUGCCAGCACAAUUGCCCUCGGCGCCGGUGUCGUCGGCGACAUCUCCACGCCCAAGGAGCGCGGUGGCUUCUUUGGCAUGUUCAACAUCGGGCCCAUGAUUGCCCCGUGCAUUGGCCCCGCCAUCGGCGGCAUCAUUGCCGAGAAGCUCGGCUGGCGUGCCAUCUUCUGGACGCUCGUCAUUCUGGCCGCCCUCUGUCUCGUCUUUAUCCUGUGCUUCCUUCCUGAGACCCUACGGCGACUCGUCGGCAAUGGCAGUGUCCAGCUUGGCGGCAUCUACCGGCCGCUCGUUCCCAUCGUCGCCCGCAACAGAUCUCCAUCGCCGCCAUCACCGACUCUUCAGCAGCAGCGCCCCCCGUCUAUGAACCCGUUUGUCAUCCUGACGUAUCCCGACGUCAUCGUCAGCCUUGCCUUCACUGGCAUGGUCUAUGCCGUCAACUAUACCAUCACUGCUACUAUCUCGUCGUCCUUUGCCGAUCUCUUUCCCUACCUGACCGAGAUCGAGAUCGGCCUCUGCUACCUGCCCACCGGCGCCGGCAUGAUCGCCGGCAGCACGCUGACCGGCAAGCUGCUCGACCGUGAGCACGCCCGCUUCAGGCGUGAGACGGACGCUGCCUCCGAUGCGUCCGGCGUCGAGGUACCCUUCCCCAAAGAGGUCGCCCGUCUGCGCCUCAUGCCUAUCCACCUCGUCAUCUUCACCGCCUGCGUCUACUCCUGGGGCUUCUGCCUCCGCUACAAGGCCCCAUUGGCUGUCCUCCUGAUCAUCCAGGUCGUCCUCGGCUACACGUCCAUUUCCAUCCUCAAUACGACCAUGACGCUCCUCAUCGACAUUCUGCAGACGAGAAGCUCCUCAGCAACGGCUUGCACAAACCUGGUGCGAUGCCUGCUGGCCGCUAUACUGGUGGCUGUCAUUAACAAGAUGACCACUUCUCGGCUGGGGCCGGAGUAUACAUAUGUGUUGUUUGGAGCAAUCUGUACUCUGCUCCUGCCUUUGAUGUACGUAGAGAUGAGGAUGGGACCCCGUUGGAGGCUGAAAAGGGAGUCGAAGGAGAUGGAGUAG